UCUUCAGGCAGUCUGACCCCUCGCUGGUCGCCUUUAGUCCUCAACAGGUACUAGAAUCAGAGUUUGGCCUGUUGGAGACUGACGACGAGCGUUGGCAAAUGUUCAAGACCGAGAUCAAAGAGUUGAACGAGAAGGCUCCCGAGGGAACUCGCCACGUCGUCUUGUUCUGCAUGCGUCACGGACAAGGCGAACACAACCUGGUCAUGACCAACAACGAUCCCGACUCUUGGAAGCUUGCCUACGCGGAGAAGAACGGUGCUGUCGACCCCGAACUGACCGAGCUGGGCAAAGCUCAAGCCACGGCCGUCGGAUUCGCUUGGAAGGACAUGCUGAAGAGAGGAAUCCCCAAGCCGGAAAAGUACCUCGUCUCUCCGCUCGUCAGGUCGAUCGACACGAUGAACCUGACCUACGGGGAGUUGAUGGAGAAGGAACAGAAGCUGAUGGUCAUCGAGAAUCUACGAGAGACUUUCUUCGGAAACACCUGGGAUCAACGCCGCACCAAGUCCGAGCUGGCGAGUCGGUAUGCCAACCUCACAUUCGAACAAGGUUUCUCCGAGCAAGACCCACAUGAAAAGCUAGCUCGCAAACUGGCGGACGAAGGCAAUGCAGCGAGGCUCGACCAAGUCCGAUCGGUGAUGCACAAGAUCGCCCGUGACUGUCCCGAGACCUACAUCGCCAUCACGGGACACAGGCGCAACUUGACCGCGUUGUUCGCCUUGCUCCAUCAUCGAAACGUUCGUCUGGCUCAAGGGGAGAUCAUCCCGGUCGUCAUCAAGAUCACCGAGAGAGAUGUUGCCAGGAACGAUGCAAACGGUUUGUAGAUCGGAUGUUGCCUUGAACAAGUUGUUGUAGUAAGCAUGUAACUGUAACGAUGACGGUCUACCCCCCUUUCAAGGAGAAUUUGCUCGGGAUCCGGACAAAU
Messenger RNA from Filobasidium floriforme, 922 nucleotides. Its product is annotated as histidine phosphatase superfamily. The coding region runs from base 99 to 821 and encodes 240 amino acids. Lineage: Eukaryota; Fungi; Basidiomycota; Tremellomycetes; Filobasidiales; Filobasidiaceae. The transcript has 8 exons. The record is from RefSeq and is a predicted model, not a curated record. Gene Ontology annotation, molecular function: phosphatase activity. Gene Ontology annotation, cellular component: cytoplasm.